Messenger RNA from Leptomonas pyrrhocoris, 1939 nucleotides. Its product is annotated as putative 2-oxoisovalerate dehydrogenase alpha subunit. NCBI's taxonomy places the organism in Eukaryota, Euglenozoa, Kinetoplastea, Trypanosomatida, Trypanosomatidae. Bases 506 to 1939 code for a protein of 477 amino acids. The record is from RefSeq and is a predicted model, not a curated record. Gene Ontology annotation, molecular function: oxidoreductase activity, acting on the aldehyde or oxo group of donors, disulfide as acceptor. The transcript has a single exon. Gene Ontology annotation, biological process: branched-chain amino acid catabolic process.
GAGCACCUUCAUUCGCGAGUUCAUUUUAUUGUUUUUCGAGUCGUAUUCAGCUGCGGUGUGUGUGCACGCGUUGUCUAGGGCGGCCACACACACACAUAUAUAUACUAAAACGAAACUUCACGCGCUUUUCCUGUCUAGUCUUUCUUCCUGCCUUUUUCAAACAGGCGCGUCUCUCCUUCUCUGUUCUUUGUUGCUGCUUCGUGGAGCAGCCGCCGUUGCUUCAGUUUCAUCGCGAAAACCCACCUUUCCCGGCCGCGUCCUCCUCCUCUUCUUCCGCCAGCAAAGAGGCCUUCUUCCACAUCGCUUCUGUUCUCCUGCCUUCCUCCUGUGUAUAUAAACACUCGUUGUAGCGUUCUCCUUUGCCGAUCACGGAACACGCUCACAAGCUCACGCACACUCACGGGUCACCGUAGUUCAUCAGCGGUAGGAGUUGCGUGGUGUACGUGAGAGAUUCACACGGUUUCUUCUUCUAUAUUAUUAUUUUCUCUACGGCUUUUUUCUUUCGAUGCAUCGCCUGUCUCGUCUUCUCCGGUGCGACGCGGUGGCAGCCGCGAUUGUUACGCGCACCUCCAUCAGCGACGCCUUCCGCCAGGUGCAGAAGGUGUGGAACGUCGACUUCAAAGACGGCCCAGUGACGACGCGCGCGCUGACCUUCAACGACGAGGCCGACCCGGCCGCGCCGAUUUUUCAUGUGUUGGAUCUCGACGGACGUGUCGCCCUAGACGGCGCCACAGGCAAGAACGCGGAGGCAGAGACGGUGGUGGAUGAUGGGGCCACCGCCGAACUGCAAGGCGCCGACGGCGGCGAGGUGUUUCGCUAUCGCGUCGGCGGCGAAGUCAGCGUCAUCUCCCGCGUCGUGAUCGAGCAUAUGCUGCGGACGAUGCUGGUGCACAACACGAUGGACAAGAUCAUGCUGGAGGCGCAGCGCCAGGGCCGUAUUUCCUUCUACAUGACGAUGUUCGGCGAGGAGGCGGCGGUGAUCGGUGCGGCGGCCGGACUGGCCAGCAACGAUGAGCUGUUCCUGCAGUACCGCGAGUCGGGCAUCCUCACCUACCGCGGCUACACCAUUCCGGAGUUCAUCGCGCAAUGCAUGGGCAAUUGCGAGUGCGACAUGAAGGGCCGGCAGAUGCCGAUACACUACGGCAGCAAACGGCUGCAUGUGCAGAUGGUCAGCUCACCGCUGGCGACGCAGAUCCCGCACGGCGCCGGCGCCGGCUACGCCUUUCGGCUCGAGAACGAAGCACUGCAGAAGAGUCUGCCACCGGAUACGCGGCUCUCCACCGCGCCCGACGCGCGCAUCUCCGCCGUCUUCUUUGGCGAGGGCGCGGCGAGCGAGGGCGACUUCCACGCCGGGCUGAACUUCGCCGCAACGAUGGGCUCGCACGCGCUCUUCUUUGUGCGCAACAACGGCUACGCCAUCUCGACCCCCACCCACAACCAAUACAUGGGCGACGGCAUCCUCGGCCGUGCGGUGGGCUACGGCCUCCCGGCGGCGCGCGUGGAUGGCGCGGACGCCCUGGCCGUCUACCACACCGUGCGAAAGGCGCGGGAGAUGAUCUUGGACCAGCGCACCCCCGUACUGAUCGAGGCGCUCGCCUACCGCGUGUCGCACCACUCGACGUCGGACGACAGCACGGCCUACCGCGCUCGGGAUGAGAUUGAGUACUUCACCGAGACGUUUAGCCCGAUCGCGCGCUUUGAGCGCUUCGUGACGGAUCGUGGGUGGUGGACGCCGGAGCAGUCGCAGCAGGUUAUUGAGGCGACGCGCAAGGAGGUGCUGAGUGAGCUGCGGCGGCAGGAGAAGCUGCCGCCCUGGCCGGUGACGAGCCUCUGCGACGAUGUGUUUGAGAACUUGACGCCGGAGCUGGAGCGGCAGAAAGCGCAGAUGAUGGCGCAUUACGCGGCGCACAAGGAGAAGUACGACCAAGAGAAGCUGUAA